Messenger RNA from Thlaspi arvense, 222 nucleotides. NCBI's taxonomy places the organism in Eukaryota, Viridiplantae, Streptophyta, Magnoliopsida, Brassicales, Brassicaceae. The record is from the annotation of a GenBank genome assembly.
AUGGCGUUUCCGUCGUGUGUUCAGUGCGGGACGAGACAAAACCCGUGUCGGUGCAAAGUGGUGGGACCGACGUUAGGGUUCGUGGCUUUUCUGGUGACCGGAAUCAUCGAGUGGCCGGUUGGUGCGGUGGUUUAUAUCUUUAAACACACAAAGGGUCGCCGUAUAAUGGGUCACCCGGCAACCGUCGUUUAUCCCAAAGUCUCUAGAUCCAUUCCCAUUUGA